Molecule: messenger RNA, 600 nt
Organism: Meloidogyne enterolobii
Lineage: Eukaryota; Metazoa; Nematoda; Chromadorea; Rhabditida; Meloidogynidae
Source: the annotation of a GenBank genome assembly
AUGGAUGAAGAAUAUCAACGUAAACGUUUACAAGCUAGACAACAACCUACAAAUUUUGGUGAAGGAAUGUUUAGAGGUGUUAGGGGUGUUGGACAGGGAGUAAUUGAUGGUGUUACUGGAGUAAUUUCUAAACCUGUUGAAGGGGCAAAGAAAGGAGGCGUUUCUGGUUUUUUAAAAGGAACGGGCAAAGGAUUAAUUGGUGUUGUUACAAGACCUGUUUCUGGAGUUGUAGAUUUGGCUACAUCAAUGGCUGAUUCUGUUAAGACAGUUGUUACAAAUGCAGAAGAAAUUAGACCAAUACGGCCCCCUCGAGUUAUUACAAAUGAUAAAAUUGUCCGUCCAUUUGUUUAUGCAGAAGCUAUUGGAUAUAAAAUAUUUAAAGAAAUUAACAAAGGUGAUUUUGCCGAAACAGAUUGUUAUUUAGCUGAUGGGUCAAUUUCUAAACAUUUGGUUAUUGUUGUUACUGACAAACGCGUGAUCGAAGCACGACAACACGAGUUAACUGGUAAUUGGAAUGCUGAUUGGAGCCCAACUUAUUCUGAAAUGAAUAAACCUGAAUGGUUUAUUGAUGAAACUAAUGGUCUUAAAUAUGGUGUUUAA